Molecule: messenger RNA, 282 nt
Organism: Yarrowia lipolytica CLIB122
Lineage: Eukaryota; Fungi; Ascomycota; Dipodascomycetes; Dipodascales
Source: RefSeq, a predicted model, not a curated record
AUGGGAAGAGAGUCUGGAAGAAGCUGGAUCCACGUGACUCGUGAUUUCAGUUCUUUCUAUCCCCUCUCGGUAUUUGGUGAACGAACACGUUACGUGAAGCAGGAGCUAUGGCUGGACCCUCUGUUUGCCGUGACCAUCGGAGUGCUUGCCUACGGAGUGUUUGAGCAGCGACACGGCCGACAGGAAGGUCACCGACUGAUCGACCUCGUCCAGCGAAAGUGGGACCGGGAUAUUAACGGAAACGUUACCAACUUUCUUCCUAUUGAGGACAACAAGGAGUAA